Syngnathoides biaculeatus (alligator pipefish) is the source of this 5268-nucleotide messenger RNA. Its product is annotated as pikachurin. The transcript is spliced from 25 exons. The coding region runs from base 108 to 3299 and encodes 1063 amino acids. The record is from RefSeq and is a predicted model, not a curated record. NCBI's taxonomy places the organism in Eukaryota, Metazoa, Chordata, Actinopteri, Syngnathiformes, Syngnathidae. Gene Ontology annotation, molecular function: protein binding; calcium ion binding.
CAUCGCGUAACUUUAUGAGUCGUCUCGGCCAGGACGUGUCGGCGGCGCCUUUCGGGCUCGGUUUUUGGGCGCGUACGAUGAGCAUCUGAGCGCCCUGCGGGAGAGCGAUGGCGAGCCGCAGCUGCGCACGGACUCGGACGUGCACUUUGUUGCUGCACUUUGUCCUCUUCGCGGUGUGCUGCUUGGCCGCCAGGAGGUCCAGUGCCAGGAGAGCCGAUCGUUUGAGUCCCCCGUUGGACAUCCAGUUGGAAAGCGUCAACUGCAGCGCGUUCAGCGUGCGAUGGAAGAUGCCGCGGCGACAUGUCAGCACCAUCACGGGAUACAAGAUAUUCUACACGGAGGUCAAAAAUGGCCGUCCCUACGGUACUUCCUCUGUGAUGGAAGUCCCUCUCAGUUUGGACAUGCUGACUACGGGCCAAUUUGAUGGACAGGCAAGCUUUGAUGUGGACAUCGGUAACCUCAAGGUGAACACCAAGUACCGAGUGAGCGUGGGCGCCUACGGCUGGGCCGGCGAAGGUCGCCCCAGCGUCCCCCGAGACGUCGGCACGGCCUCACACGAUACGUGCAUGCCGCCGGCACCCCCGACCGAGCCCGUCGUCGUGGCGAUAUCCGACACGGAGUUGGCAUUGUGGUGGCGGCAGGGGGAGAGCGAGGGCAGCGCGCCUGUCCUCCACUUCCUGGUCGCUUACAUCAGACCGGAGCUGGACACGGAGUGGACGUACAUCCGCGAUCCCAUCCAGAGCAACUCCAUGGUGCUGAAGGGCCUCAUACCCGACACCGAGUACCAGUUCGUCAUCCGAGCCGUCAACGUGCACGGCGCCAGCCCGCCCAGCCACGUCAACAGCCCGGUGCGCACCCUGGGAGCGUCAGACGUGGGUAGCGGGGAUUACAGCCAUUACUUCACGAAUACGCAGAUCAAGGACGACGACGGUUUUGACAUGGACGACUCUGACUACGACAUCUUCAUCGAGGAACUGAAGCCGUUCCCUAGCAUCGGCCGAGACGGCGGCAAGUCGCAGCUUCGCUCUCGUUCCGGUCCGUCGGGUCAGAACGUGGUUUACCGCGUGAACACCGUGGCCCCCUCCGACCCCGCUGCACUCCCCCCGGCCUCUUCCUCCAGCGCCGCCGCCACGCCAGCCGUCUUCCCAGACUUCUCCGAUCUGAUUUUCCCAACCGGCUCCGAGCGCAACGUCACAACCACCGCCAGCGCCGCCGCGCCCACGCCCAGCCCCGCCGCCACCAUGUCGCCGUGGAAGGGCGAGGUCCCUCGGGUGUACCAGCUGACCUGCGACGACACCGUCUGCCCCCCCGACAGCUUCUGCCUCAGAGACUUGGAGAACGGAGGAUCGCGAUGCCACUGCAACCUCGGACGCGCCGGCGACACCUGCGCUCAAGAGGUUUCCGUCAGGUUUCCCAGGUUCUAUGGCCACUCCCACAUGACCUUUGAACCUCUGAAGAACUCCUACCAGACCUUUCAGAUCUCAGCGGAGUUCAAGGCGGACGCCGACGAUGGCCUGCUGCUGUACUGCGGCGAGAACGAACACGGCCGCGGGGAUUUCGCUUCUUUGGCGCUGCUGCGCGGGAAAGUACAUUACAGGUUCAACUGCGGAACAGGCGUAGCUCGGAUCGUCAGCGAGAGCCGCGUGGUCCUCGGUCAGUGGCACACGGUCACGGUCUUCAGGGACGGCACCAGCGGCUGGCUGCGACUGGACAACGACACGCCCAUAUCCGGCCGAUCGCAAGGCGAGUACACCAAGAUCACGUUCCGCUCGCCGCUCUACGUCGGGGGCGCUCCGAGCGCCUACGGGCUGGCGAGGGCAACGGGCGCCGCCGGAGGCUUCGUGGGUUGCAUCCAAAGCUUGACCCUCAACGGCGUGGCCGCCGACGUCAGAGCGUGGCCGCUGGGCCGAGCGCUGAGCGGCGCCGACGUAGGCGAGUGCACCGACAGCGUGUGCGACGCGGUGGGUUGCGGCAACGGCGGCGUCUGCUUUGCCAACCGCGCCGACGGCUUCAUCUGCUUGUGCCCGCUUGGCUUCACUGGCACUCUGUGCCAAGACAGUUUCUCGGUCUCCUCGCCGCUCUUCAACGAGAUGGCGCUGUCCUACGCGGUGGUGCCGUGGCCGCAGCCGUCCCAGAGUUAUUUGUCCUUCAUGGAGUUCGAAAUGACCUUCCGGCCGUCGGCGCCCGACGGGACGCUGCUGUACAGCGACGACGACGGCACCGCCGACUUCCUGGCCAUCAACCUGCUGGACGGAUUCGUGGAGUUCAGAUUCGACUGCGGCUCGGGCGGGGCUGUGUUAAGGAGUGAAGAGCGAGUCGCUAUGGACGCCUGGCACGAGCUGAGGGUGUCCCGCACUGCCAAAAGCGGAAUCCUGCAAGUGGACAGCCAGAAGGCCGUGGAAGGAUUCGCCGAGGGGGCUUUCACGCAGAUCAACUGCAGCUCAGCGCUCUACAUCGGGGGAGUACCGCAGUAUGACAAAACCAAGAAGGCCGCGGGGGUCCUGAAGCCCUUCACGGGAGCCGUACAAAAGCUGGUCCUGAACGAUCGCAUCAUCCCCAUCACGAGCGAGUCGGCGGGCGGCGUCAACGUGGCCAACGCGGAGCACCCUUGCGCGCAAAGCCCCUGCGCCAACGGCGGCACCUGCAGGCCUCAGCGGGACGCCUACGAGUGCGACUGCCCCCUCGGGUACGACGGCCGGCACUGCCAGAAAGAAUGUGGAAACUACUGCUUGAACACUGUGACAGAGGCCAUCGAGAUCCCGCAGUUUAUGGGUCGCAGCUACCUCACCUACGACAAAAGAGACAUUCUCAAGAGGGUGUCGGGCUCCAGGAACAACGUGUUCAUGCGCUUCAAGAGCAACGCCGGCGACGGCCUGUUGCUGUGGCGAGGCGACACGCCCAUGAGAGCCAACAGCGACUUCCUGUCGGUGGGCCUGCGCGACGGCGCGCUCAUCUUCAGUUACAACUUGGGCAGCGGUGUGGCGAACGUCGUGGUCAACGGAAGCUUCUCUGAUGGGAAGUGGCACAGAGUCAAAGCUGUCAGGGACGGUCAAUCCGGGAAACUGACGGUGGACGACUACGGCGCCAAAACGGGUCGGUCGCCGGGAAAGAUGAGACAACUCAACAUAAACGGACCGUUAUAUGUUGGGGGCAUGAAGGAAAUUGCCCUGCACACCAACCGGCAGUACGUCGGCGGUCUUCUGGGCUGCGUGUCGCACUUCACGCUGUCCACCGACUACCACGUGGCACUGGUGGAGGACGCCGCCGACGGCAAGAACAUCAACACGUGCUCCAACUAAGGACUGCUCUGGCGACCAUCCUGGAACUCUUUCUGUCUCCAAAAAACUGAAACAAUUGUGGUUAGCAGCAACGGCAAGAAAAAAAAAAAAAAACGCUUACAGCUAAUUUGGGUCUUUUUUUUUUUUUUUUUUUCUUUUUUUUUUCCUGAGAUGAUUUCAAGCACAUCUCAAUUUUUUUCUACUGCAAAUCCUUAUUUGAUUGCUGGAAAGAGCGACUGAUCCGCGGGAUCAAGCGUUAUGUGUUUGUUUGUUUUUCAGCGGCCUGACCUAGAGCAGCUAGCGGAGAUCAAGUUCUUUGUAGAGGAUUUCGUAGGGCCGUUAGGGACUUUCUGUCAGUUUUCAAGCGCUUCCUUCGUUUGUGUUCUUUUCGUGCUCGUGUAGACAAAGCGAUAGUCUGCCAAAGUGGACUUGGUCUGGAGGUUUGGAAUUUUCAGUUCAUUUGUGUCUUUGACCUUCUUUUAGUGUACGUGGUGCUGUUUUAAUGCAGAAUAAUGCUCUCUGGUUCCUGUUCCUGCUCACUUGACGCUUGUUGGUACCAGAAAAUAAAAGUCAUGGGCCACAACUGUAAUUACCCCAAAUUUUGCCAUUUAUCGAUCACCGUGUCAAGAACAGCAAGUCGGGAAAAAGAAGGAACACAUCAUCGGGGAUCAACAGAAUCGUUUGGUGUUUAGGGGUCAUGAUCAUAAUCGCCUCACAGGCCAAAUUUAAAAAAUGGUAAAAAAUAUAGCACUCUAAAUAUUAGUUUACAAUGUAAACCAAACAUCAGGGAUCAACAGAGUGGCUCAGGUUGUUGUUCCUGCUCGUGGCAUCUUUUUGUUACCAGACACCGAUUGUAGGGCACAAUUGAAACUGCCCCAUCGGCCAAUGAAAGCAACUUGCCAUGAACCAAUCACAGCCACAAGGCCGUGCCCCUCGACAAGGAGUCGGCAGGAACGCGAUCAAGAAGUCUUCUGAAUGUGCAAUAUCAGGGAUCACAUGAAUAUCUCGUGUUCCUCUUCCUGAUCACAAUCACUUGUUACCAGACAGAGUUCACAGGACAUGGUAAUAACUACAGGGACGGCAUGUCGGUAACUGGACCCGCAAGUCAGACAGACUUGCAAAAGAUUCUUAAAUUGGGAUUGAUGAUAAAAUUGUGACAUCAAGGAUCAUCAGAAUAUCUCAAGUUCCUAUUCUUGUUCGUAGUCACGUGUUGUUGCCAAACAGAAUUUAUAGAAUGUAAUCAUGACUCCAGAAUAGGAAAAACAAAUCAGUAUACUUGGAACAGCAAAUCAGACAGACUUGGAAACAUUAUGGAAUUGCGACAUCUGGAAUUGCUACAAUAUAUCAAGUUGCUGUUCCUGCUCCCAGUCAUUUUCUGCUGCUGGGUAUGGCUCAAAGGGGACAAUCACAUUUGCCCCUUAGGCCAAUGAAAAAAAAAAAGUGUCACUUGUUGGUUAAAGAGCCACAGGGCUGACAGGAAUAGGAACCAGAAAUAGGACUGCAUCGUAGAUCGACAGCAUGAUUGAGAGUUUAGAAGGCGCCAUCAUAACUGUCCCAAAGGAUGAUAAGAAAUUGACCUUUAAUGGUCAGAGAUUUAAGGCCGUUUGAAUUACAAACUAUUAGCUGAUUGGAAAAGGAACAGCAAGUCAGGGACAGGAACACAAUCAGGAAUGAACUUAAAAUCUUUUGAACAUUUACCAAGGGGAAUGAAAUUGUAUUUAGUGAGCACAUGUGGGACUUUCUAUCCACAGAACAGCUCUAAUUCCUGUUCCUGCAUAGUCCCACGUUGUUCCCGCCUGGUUGGAGUUUGCGGGGCUCAAGCAUAACUGCGCCCACAAGCCAAUCAAAUGAAAAUCAUUUGUCAGUCACGGCCACAAAACUGUUUGAAUGACGGAUUACGUAGGGGAGGAUGGCACUGUGCCCCUGGAAUGGACAGUCAGCAGGAACAGGAAGAGACUGUUUGGUCCGGUCGGUCCUGUUAUGUAUGCCA